AUGGGAAACGUUCCUGCUAAAGAGUCUCCUCCCAACAGUGGGGGCAGGUCUCGCUCCAGCACAUAUCUGGGCUCUGGUGGUGGUCCCUUUGGCCCAAAUGGCAGUUCCUCUUCCGCUAGGAGGAAUACCACUUCAUCGGCUUAUCAUCAAUCUGGUGGAUUCCUUAACGGGAUAGCUAACGCUAACGAUAAGCGACUGAAGAAGACGGAAGAAAAGGAUAGAUUGCAUAGAAAGCACUUGUUGGGGCUAAUCGUCCGAUACACGGAAAAUGUCGACGGAGGCUAUUUAGCUCCAUUUGGUACGUACAAAUCUAAUCUAGACUACAAUUGCGACAUAGUUCGCGGGUUAAUAAUGAAGAGACGUUUAGCUCCAUUUUAUACACCUUUACAAGACUUCGACGAAAGUUGGACAAAUGAGGAAUUAAUUGUCAUCUUGAAUCAGUUGCCCUUGCACCUGAUUGAAACUGCAUACUCGAACGAGGAAGAAGAAGAUGACAUUGAUAACCAUAAGAUACAUAAGCUGACAAACUUUUACCGUAGACAAGAGCAAAAGGCAAAGCUAAAGGAAUUAAUGUUACAAAUGAAGCAAAUUCAAAAGGAAGAAGAAAAUAAAUACUUAGAGAUCAAGUCAAGCAGCUCUGUUGGCCAACGUCUGGUUGAAUUAUCAUCGAACGAUCUUUUACUUAGGCUUUACCGAAAUGCAACUGAAUGUCCAAUCUGUUUCUUAUACUAUCCUGAGAAUAUGAAUAUUUCAAGAUGCUGUCUUCAACCUAUUUGCACGGAAUGUUUUGUUCAGAUAAAGAGAUUGGAUGCACACCCUCCUCACGAUGAAGAACACAAUAGUAGAACUAACAAUGAUAGUGAAGAUUUGCCUCAUACUUUAAUAUCGGAGCCAGCACAUUGUCCUUACUGUGCCAGUUCGGAAUUUGGAGUUACAUACGAACCUUCACUUGAUAUAUGUACUGGCUUUGGAGGCAUAAAACCGGGAAAAUUCAGAUCAGUGGACGAAAGUAAUGACGAUGCGAUAGCUUCGUCUUCGACUUCACCAUCACCAGUUUCGCCUCGAAAGGCAGUAAAGCCUAGAAGAAAGAGUUCUUUAGCUAUCAACACACCGGGAGUAAUAUCUAUCGAUAUGAUCAGACCAGAUUGGGAAGCGAAGUUGGCAUCUGCAAGGAACAAGCUAGCUAGGAAGGCAGCUACUGCCAGUGCUAUACAUGCGUCCAAUUUGAUUAUGAAUGCAGAUGAGGAUUCGUAUAGCCCAAGUGAUUCCAGGAGGAAUGUGGGCAGUAGUGCAUUAAGUAACGUUGAACAAAGAAUGAUUGAGGAAGCGUUGAGAUUGAGUCUUUUAGACGAAGAGGAAAGAAGGGCAAAGGAAAGAAGGGAAGAAAGAAAAUAA
Messenger RNA from Dujonia railenensis, 1395 nucleotides. The record is from the annotation of a GenBank genome assembly. Lineage: Eukaryota; Fungi; Ascomycota; Pichiomycetes; Serinales; Debaryomycetaceae.